AGUUGUAAAAAAGUUGCUCAGGACUGUGAAGUUGAGCAGAAGAACAGAAUACUGUGAUGAAGGAGGUUGUGUUGUUAUUGAUGUCAGUGACCGGUGUCCUGUCCUCAGAGGCAGGGUACCUGUUCACAAUGCCUCGCCAGCUGUGGCAGGGCACCAAGGAGAAGCUGUGUAUCACCAGGUUUGAAGAAGGGGAUGCCCUCGAGUAUAACCUUGACCUUGUUCACGUCGAUUCCAAUAGCACCACCAGAUACAUAUUUGAAUCUGGUAACAGUCAGUGCUGGACUUUUGAUGUUCCUAAUGCCAAUGGGAAGUAUUUAGCCACUUUCUCAGGGAGAUAUAGAAAUGGGGAACAGUUCCAACACGAAACUGAAGUCACAGUCCAGAAAAGCAGUCAUAUCACUCUUAUUCAGUGUGACAAACCCAUGUAUAAACCAGGGCAAACAGUUAAGUUCAGAAUUAUGACAAUUGAUGGAAUGAUGAAACCAAUAACUGGAGUGAUUUCUUUGGUCAGCAUAGAGAACCCUGCAGGUAUCCGGGUACGCCAGUGGAGGGAGGUUGAUGCAUCUAGAGGUUUAGCAAGUCUGGAAAUGGCCCUAUCCACUGAUCCCCCAAUGGGAAAAUGGACCAUCUCUGUGGAAGUGGAAGGAGAAAGCAACAAACAAACUUUUAUUGUCAAGGAAUAUGUACUACCCAAGUUUGAGGUGACAGUCACACCACCAAAAUACCUGUUACCAGAUACUCCUUUGAUUGAGGGAACAGUAUGCGCAAAGUACACCUAUGGGAAGCCUGUGCGAGGCAUAAUGGGACUGGAGAUUUGCUAUAUAAAUGAAUACUACUACUAUGGUCGUGGAGUUGAUCCUGAUGAACGCCCAUGUUACAAAAGUCUUGUUGAGAUCGAUGGUUGUUACACAUUUUCUGUGAACUCCUCAGACCUGGCAAUGUCAUCAAAUCGAUAUAGCUUAUGGGGUAGCCUUAUUGUCAAAGCCAACAUCACAGAGACAGGAACAGGUGUCACCUUAUAUGGCGAGUCCAGGGAACCAGAAAUGACACAGACCCCAUACACUUUAAAAAUGACUGAUGAGACCAAAGGAUAUUUUAAACCUUUGUUUCCUUACAGAGUAAAGCUGACAGCCAAAAAGCCUGAUGGUUCUCCAGCAUCUGGGGAAUUGAUUGAAGUGUCUGCAAGGAAUUGGGAGUGGGAUUUUUUCCAGCAGAAGAAUUUUACAACAGAUGAAAAUGGUGUCAUAAAGUUUGCUGUUACUGAUAUUCCUGAGAAUGUAACCAGUAUCAACAUUCAGGCUAAUAGUCCUCGGUACCGAAGGAGCUAUGACUACUACGCGAUGAUGGAUUACCAUCGUCUGUAUGAGCCGCAGGGAUACUUAUCUGCACGACGGUGGUAUUCUCCAUCUGAGAGCUACAUGCACAUUGAGAGAGUCAGUUCUACACCCAGCUGUGGUCAGAUGCUAGACGUGAGAGUCCUGUACACUGCAGAUUUCAAUACAACCUACAAGUUCUACUAUAUGGUGAUGUCCCCGCGCCAUGUUGUUUAUCACAGUCAUCGACAUCACCAUUUCUUGAGACAUGAUGCCGUCGAAACAAAUCCUGUAUUAGAUUCAAUGAAGCUUGACGACAUCACUCCUCCUACCAGGCGUCCUUAUCUAAGAUACCCUCGUAUAAUCAAAGUGAGGGUUCCUGUUGAAAACUCGACCAGUGAAUCAGAACCUACUGCUGCCCCCGAGUUAGAAGUGGUACAACCUGAACUGCCAGAACCAGAAGUUGAGGAGGAGGAAGAAGAAGAGGAGGAGGAGGAGGAGGAAGAGGAGGAGGAAACAGAACCACACAGACAUGUUGCAUCCUUCACCUUGCAUAUUCCCAUUGUUGCGGCUAUGGCACCUAAUGCCAAGCUUCUAGUGUACUACAUACGAGACGACAUGGAGACAGUCGCAGAUAGCAUCACAUUUAAUGUUGAGAAGUGCUUCAACAACAAGGUGAAUAUGACGUUUGAACCCAAGACUGCCUAUCCGGGCAGUGAGGCAAGGAUCCGUAUCAAGGCUGAGGCAGGUUCCUUCUGUUCCAUAGGAGCAGUGGACAAGAGUAUCAACCUAUUGGGAGGCAACCACCAACUUACUCCAGAAAAGAUUUACAACAUGAUAGAUAACCCAUACUUCCACUAUGGAUACUGGAAUGAUGACCAGGCAUACUGUGAAAAACAUUUUCCAGCACCAGAAGAAGAAAAUGAUGAAGAAGCAUUAAGAAGCUAUUAUUAUGGAUAUUAUACCUACGACACCAACACAGUAGAUGCUAUACAGGCUUUCAGGCUGUAGGAAUGUCUGGGCCAGGUGGACUUAUACCAUUAACAGUAGAUGAAGAAAUAGCAUUCGAUUCUGAACCUACACAGGUUAAUUCUAAAAGGAAAAAGACAAAGACAAAGACACGGAGCUUUUUCCCGGAGACAUUUCUUUGGGAUUUGGAGUUGAUAGGAGAUGAAGGUGAACUGGUGAUCACCAAGGAAUUACCACACACCAUCACUGAGUGGGUAGGCAAUGCCAUUUGUGCCAACACGGAGGUUGGUAUUGGCACGUCGCCCCUGGCAACCAUCACUGCCUUCCAGCCUUUCUUCCUCUCCUUCACAUUGCCCUACUCUGCAGUAAGAGGGGAGACUGUGCCAGUUACUGUCACCAUCUUCAACUACCUAUCAGAAUGUCUUGUUAUGCUUUUGAGACUCGAGCCUUCCGAUGGUUUUGAGCUGGUGUCGGCUGAUCGAGUGGUCCAGAGGUGUGUUUGUGGUGGAGAGUCGGAAAGCAUCAAGUACUACAUCAAACCCACACAGCUCGGAAAGAUUGGCAUCCUAGCAGCAGCCGAGUCCAUCCAAGACGAUGGUACAUGUGGUAACAAUGCAGUCAGUGAUGAAACAACAGGAGUGUCAGAUGCCGUCAAGAGGAUGCUUCUGAUUGAGGCUGAGGGCGUGGAGAAGGAAUAUACAUUCAGUUCUUACAUGUGUUCUGAAGGUGAAUCUCAGGUGACAACAAUAGACCUCAUCCUUCCCCCAGACGGUCUAGUGGAAGAUUCAGCGAGGGGCAAAGUCAGUGUCAUAGGUGACAUCAUGGGUCCAGCACUUUCUAACCUCCAAGGACUGCUGAGGAUGCCGUAUGGGUGUGGAGAACAGAACAUGGCUUCAUGGUCUCCGAACAUUGUUGUCCUACAGUAUCUAACCAACACAAACCAACUCACUAGCAAGAUUGAGACAGAAGCUCUUAACUACAUGAGGAUAGGAUACCAGCGACAGUUGAAGUAUCGCCAUGACGAUGGGUCUUACAGUGCCUUUGGUAACUCUAAUGCUGAAGGAAGUAUGUGGUUAACUGCAUUUGUGGUCAAGUGCUUCGGUCAGUCUUUACCCUUCAUUGACAUUGACAGUGAGGACCUUGUCAAGAGUCUCAACUGGUUCAGACAUAGACAGCUGGAGAAUGGCUGUUUCCCUAAAAUUGGUUACACACAUAGCUACUACCUGAAGGGCGGAAUAAGUGAUAACAGCAAUGAAGCUGCCAUGACUGCCUUUGUACUUAUAGCAAUGUUGGAAGCAGGUGUCAAUAAGAUGGAAAGUGCCAUUGUGAAUGCUGUAAGGUGUCUGGACGUCCAGGACAACAACGACACUUACACACUGUCCCUGAUGGCCUAUGCGUACACACUGUAUGACAUCAACUGGCCUCAAAGGUCAGCAGUGAUGGCAGAGCUUGAGGAAAGGGCCAUGUACAGAGAGGAUGGUAUACAGAAGUACUGGACACGUAACAAUGAGGAGGAGGCAACUCCAGAGCCCUACUCCUGGCGUUGGUACCGAGCACCGUCAGCUGAGAUCGAGAUCACCUCCUAUAUCCUCCUGGCUACUAUUAUAGGGGAACAGGGAAAUGCUGUCGUCAAUGCACAACCCAUUGUAAUGUGGCUUACAAAACAGAGAAAUGAGCUUGGAGGGUUUUCUUCUACCCAGGAUACAGUUAUAGGUCUCCAGGCCCUGUCUGUGUAUGCGACUCUGGUGUACCGUGGAGGAAUGCAUCUAAGUGUGACCUUCAGAGGGAUUCGUAAUGAAGAGAGUACAUUCAGUAUCACUGGGGACAACAACCUUGUCCUCCAAUCAUCUCCCUUAGAUGUUGUUCCUGACACCCUCGAAGCAGAGGUCUAUGGCGUUGGCUGUGCUCUUGUACAGGCCCAUAUGAAAUACAACAUUGAUGAGCCCCCAACAGGCCCCGCCUUUAACAUACGGAUAAACGCAUUCCGCUCUAAGACUAUGAGAAAUGACUGCAAGAGGAGAACUCUCAACAUAUGUGCAUCAUUCAGUGGACCAGGAGGAGUAAGCAACAUGGCGUUGGUGGAUGUUAAGAUGGUCACAGGAUGGGUACCGAUCACUUCCACAUUAGAUGAGCUUGUGAAGGAUGAGUCUUUGGGCAUUCAGAAAUUUGAAGAAGAUGGCAACAUGGUGCACAUAUACUUCGACAAGUUUGACUCUGCCGGCCAGUGUUUCUACUUUGACGUGGAACAGGAUAUAGAGGUUUCCGAGCCUAAAAAGGCAUUCAUCAAGGUGUUUGACUAUUAUGAAACAGACUUACAGGUAGUUAUGCAGUACAACUUGAAGACCACUUGUGGAACUAAACAAGAACUGCCUGAAAUCUCUGUGGAUCAGUAUCUUCGUGGUGUGUUCUUCUCAUCUGUGGAUGAUGUGGUACAGGUCAGGAUUCCUGUAGGUCUAGAAGGAGGAAGAUCACCGCAACCUGCAGAGCCCGUCAUAACAUGUCCCAUGUGUAUAGAUGAUGCUAUUGCAAGGAAGAGGGCUGAAUUCAAGGAACUGGUCUGUGCAUCAGAAAAAGUAUACAAGGUGGUAGCCGGUCGAUCAGGAAUGUACCCAAUGAAGAUUUAUGCAGACCUACGAACAAAGAGGAAGACAAAAGUAAACAGUUUUACCAACUAUACACUUGGAGGGGACUGUAUGUGUGACUCCAUUACAAGUACAGAGCGUAAAGUGCUGAUAUUUGCACCUGAUGUGGCAUUGGACACAGAAAACAAACAAAUACAGUUGGACGACCAGGUGACUGUCAUGGUCUGGUCGAGACAGGUGGAGAAGUCUCUACGACGACUGGUAACCCGGCGAAGAAGGGGCUGUAAUUAGGCCAGACAUUGAAUGAAGGACAUGUAUCUGUUCUAGAAGUCAGUCAAAAUAGACAUUGUAUAUACUCUGUUGAAUUCCAUUCCAGCUGCCAAACAAGAUAGUGUCUGUAUUACGUUUGUGGUGUUGAAACUAUAUACAUGUACAUAUAUUAAUAAAGUGUCAAGGAUAAAGACUCAUAAACUUACAAUUAAAUUGGAAAUGUUAAAUCUUUUAGCUAGAUUGAAUCUAUCCAUUUAAACCUAGAAAUUUGCCUUUGUGAAGCAGAGUUUUGAGAUUCCACAGAGUCUAUCUGUCCAGUAUUAUGGGCAAAUCUAGGUCUCAAGGGAAGAUAGUGUCCACUCACUCAGCCAGUCUAUCGGAACGGGUCGGUGUGCUCAUUAUCACAUUGAAUAUAUAUCAUUUUCAAAUAUGCAGAACUCUUUCAUUUUGAUAGGUAAUAUACAUCAUGUAAUUUUAAUUGAACUAGCAUGGUGUUUCCUUGUAAUUCAUACUUUAAAAUGGCAUGACAUUUUGUGUAGAAAAUCAAGAAUUUUGGUACUACAUUGUAAUUUUGGAUUAGAAUUUAUUGUUAAUUACCUGGCAUGGAUAGGCAAUGUUUAUCGUUAACAACUGGAUAGGCGAUGUUUAUGUUAACUACUGGAUAGGCGAUGUUUAUCGUUAACUACUGGAUAGGCGAUGUUUAUGUUAACAACUGGAUAGGCGAUGUUUAUGUUAACUACUGGAUAGGCGAUGUUUAUCGUUAACUACUGGAUAGGCGAUGUUUAUCGUUAACUACUGGAUAGGCGAUGUUUAUCAUUAAUUACCUGAUAGGCGAUUUUUAUUUAACUGCUUUUUUCUAACUUGAAUUUUUUGACAGAUUUUGGAAGGAAAAUUUCUAAACCUUUUCUGAUGCUUUUUAUCAAUGCAUUUUUAUGUCCUCUUUUUAAUUGUUUUGUAAUUGGAUCUAGAUUACUCUGUACCCUCGGAUAUAUAUUGUACAUUAUAAACUAACAUUACUUCUACAUUUCUAGUCAGUUUUAAGAACCUUCUCUUUUCUAAUAAUUUUUAAGGAAUUAAUAUUUUCAUCAGUUUUAAUAUUUUUUUUGUGAACUUUUUUUUAUACAUUUUAGAAAUCCAGUUUUAUUGAUUGUACUCGACACUGUCUCCUAUGCAAUGCAAUGUUUGUCAGUAUUAAAGCACUAUAAUUGCAGUUUUAUACCUUUAUAUUUUUCUACCUCGCAUCUUUAUAACACUGUAAUUUUGGCUGCAAUAUCUUGUUUUCAUCAACUGUAUUAAUGAGUGUUGAAAGUCUGGUAUUAAAAAUUCUAUUUUAAUACUUUUAUAUCGCACACAAAUAUAUACAUGUGUGCAUAUUGUGUAAAUAUAUAUAUGUAUGUAUCUUUUCUAUGCAUUAAUAAAGAAAAUUCUAUAUUUUAAA
This is a messenger RNA of Pecten maximus, 6572 nucleotides long. Its product is annotated as alpha-2-macroglobulin-like. Gene Ontology annotation, molecular function: endopeptidase inhibitor activity. NCBI's taxonomy places the organism in Eukaryota, Metazoa, Mollusca, Bivalvia, Pectinida, Pectinidae. Gene Ontology annotation, cellular component: extracellular region. The record is from RefSeq and is a predicted model, not a curated record.